This is a messenger RNA of Lathyrus sativus (Indian pea), 75 nucleotides long. NCBI's taxonomy places the organism in Eukaryota, Viridiplantae, Streptophyta, Magnoliopsida, Fabales, Fabaceae. The record is from the annotation of a GenBank genome assembly.
AUGAUGAUGGAUGUUUCAGAGGGCAUAGUGACAUUUCGGGCUGCUUCAAAUUGUUGGAACAAAAGUCAUGAUUAA